Messenger RNA from Cantharellus anzutake, 2491 nucleotides. RefSeq names its product P-loop containing nucleoside triphosphate hydrolase protein. The transcript is spliced from 17 exons. The record is from RefSeq and is a predicted model, not a curated record. Lineage: Eukaryota; Fungi; Basidiomycota; Agaricomycetes; Cantharellales; Hydnaceae. Gene Ontology annotation, molecular function: ATP hydrolysis activity; ATP binding. The coding region runs from base 79 to 2484 and encodes 801 amino acids.
AAAAAAGUGGCUACAGCGUUUUACGAAACACUUCCAAACCCUGAUCUUCGCCCUCAUAUCCCUCUACUUGUUUCUGUCAUGGCAGCACCCGAUGAGGCGCCCAAUACGAUCAAGGCUCUCUGUUCUUGUCCCACUCUUGGUCGGGGGUUGAAUGCCAGGAGUAUGGACACUCAACGCCGCACUGUCGUGGUCGUGGAGAAUGUUUGCAAGUUGGUACGAGAUCCUGUCGGUGUGGAGAAAAUCGCUGCAAGCGCUUCAUUUCCCGAAGUCCGGACGUUUGCGUCCUCUGCGUUGAAGACCCUACUGGGUGCUGGUGCAUCCAAGACUGCGCAGCCCCCUCCUGACCGCGACAUUGCAGAGGAAGUUUUAUCGGUCGUUAGAACUAUGACGUUAGAUUUGCCUCAAAAUUUAUUUACGCCCUCACCUAAUGAUUCUCAGUUACCUCCCAUACCCUCUCACCCACUCUUUAAUCAAUCACUUCGCUUUUCUGCUAGGCUCGUUGCAGAGCUCGUCCAUAACAAGGACUUUAUGGACCCUUCUCCAUGGAAACAAGCUAUAGAUGUCUACCUCCAGCCAUGGGUCUCUGGAAACGGAGCAGAAGCUGAACUGGUAUCCGAGUCGAUCCGAAAGCGCUUUUGGGAUGCAGAGAAGGCAACACGACCAGCGCCUAAUGACGAUGGAUCAGAGAAUCUUCUCUGCAAUAUGGUCUUUUCACUUGCAUAUGGCGCACUGUUGCUCCUCUCCCACACCACGCUUCGUCUUGUUCGUGGCAGGCGCUACGGUAUCUGCGCCGGAAAUGGAAGCGGGAAGACAACACUUAUGAGAGCAAUCAGGGAUGGGAAGGUUGAGAAUUUCCCUUCUCAGGAUGAACACUCCUUACAGGGCGAGGAUGCAUCGCUUUCUAUUAUAGAUUUCAUUGCUGCCGACCCGGCUCUUGCCAACAUUGAACGUUCGGUCAUCGCGAAACAGUUAGAAGAGGUUGGAUUUAGUACCGAACGACAGACCCAGACUGUCGGGAGCUUGAGCGGAGGCUGGAAGAUGAAGCUCGAUGUGCCUUCCGUGAAGUGGCUUGAGGACUAUCUUACGUCGCAUGUAAACGUUACAUGUCUCAUUGUAUCUCACGAUUCAGGAUUCUUAGACAAUGUUACUACGGAUAUCAUUCAUUACGAGAAUAAAAAACUUGUUUAUUAUCCUGGCAACCUAUCCAACUUUGUGAAACACGUUCCUUCGGCCAAAUCCUACUACACUCUCGCCGCCACAUCAGUCAAAUUCUCGUUCCCACCACCAGGGAGCCUUAUGGGUGUGCGCUCGAACACACGUGCCAUCAUGAAGAUGGCUAAUUGUACAUUCACCUAUCCUGGGCGAAAAGACCCAAGCUUGAUUGACGUCAGCUGUGCUUUGAGUCUGAGUAGUCGGGUAGGGAUCGUCGGGCCCAAUGGAGCGGGGAAGUCCACUCUCAUCAAACUACUGACUGGAGAGACUGGGCCACAGUCUGGCACUGUGUACCGGCACCCAUCGCUACGUGUGGGAUAUGUCUCUCAACAUGCGACACAUCACAUUGAAAAGCACCUUGAAAAGACUCCCGUCGCAUACGUUCAGUGGCGAUUUCAAGAUGGGCACGAUCGGGAGCUUUUGGAGAAGUCCACUCGGGUGCUUACUGAGGAGGAGCGAGCAUCGUUAGAGCAAGACUUCGUUGGUAGGAACGGCGAGAAACGCAAGAUUGAGAUGAUAAUGGGCCGACAAAAGCUGAAGAAAUCUUUCCAAUACGAAAUCAAAUGGAGAGAUUUGGACCAUAAGUUCAACACGUGGCUACCCCGAGAAGAUCUGCUUGAAAAAGGCUUUGCAAAAGUGGUUGCGCAGUUUGAUGAUAUAGAAGCUUCAAGAGAAGGGGCUGCUAGCCGAGAAACCAGCGCCUCUGCCGUUAGAGCGACCCUAGAGCAGGUUGGGCUAGAUGGGAAUAUUGCGAUGUACAACGAAAUGGGGGGAUUGAGCGGAGGUCAGAAGGUCAAGGUUGUGAUAGCUGCAGCAUUGUGGAAUAAUCCUCAGCCAACGAAUUUCUUGGACCGAGAAGCCCUUGGCGGGCUAGCUGUUGCCAUUCGAGACUGGGCUGGAGCGGUUCUGAUCAUUUCACAUAACAUGGAAUUUGUCAAUGCGCUUUGUCCAGAGAUAUGGAAUGUAGAAGCGGGUCGUCUGGCGCGGAAGGGUAAGGUUGCAGUCGUGGAGGAUGCCUUUGCGGACGGAAAAUCGCGCCCAGGGUCGACCAGAACAAGCGCUGCACCUACACCUAUUGCCUCAGUCAGCGGUACACCAGCUGGGACUGGAGACGAAAGAGCCGGUUCUGGGACAGCCAACCCGACACCGGCGAUUAAGAAGAAAAAGUUAACCCGCAACCAGCUUAAAGUGAGGGAUGAACGGCGGAGAGCCAGGAAGCUGGAGUGGCUUAGUUUUGGUGGACCCAAACCUGAAGACACAGACAGCGAUUGAUGACCGG